Molecule: messenger RNA, 3792 nt
Organism: Cricetulus griseus (Chinese hamster)
Lineage: Eukaryota; Metazoa; Chordata; Mammalia; Rodentia; Cricetidae
Source: RefSeq, a predicted model, not a curated record
GGAAAAUGAGGAGCCAGUCCUAUGGAAGCUCUUGAUAAGGACAGUCUUCUCUUGGUUAUGCAAGUUUCUGAGGGGGUGCCAGCAUUCUCAGCUGACUUGUCCAAGUCAGUCUGUUAUCUCUGGACAACCAUGGAAAUCCCCUGCAUCUCCCCAGCCAAGUGCUGGGUCCUCUCCUCUGAGAGAGAAGUCCUCAUUAGCUAUUGGGCUGGCGGUUUGGUUUGGAGCCCUACCUUAAGGGAGGCAAAAAUCCUGCCACAGAUAAACUUCCAUUAAUGGGUUGCCUCACUUGUUGAGCUGCCUCCAUUUUCCAGACUCUGUAUUUCUGUUCUUUCUAUGUUAUUUUUUCUGUGCUGUUCCGGCCGAUUCUCUGGGAAGUGACACUCCCUGCUCUAUGUGAGUCACCAACACUGUCUUUGCCGGAGAGAAAUGAGCCAUUUACUUGGUGGAAGAAAAUAGCUUGACUUAAUUAAGUAUAAUAUUAUUAAAUAUAAUUAAAUAUAAAUGAUGGAAAAUCUGAUUAUAGCCACAUUCUUUUUGUUGUUAAUUUGUGUGGGCUUUAUUUGUUUGUUUGUUUUUGGAUAGAGUUUUAUACAGUGUAGGCUGUCUUCAAACUCCUGCUCUUCCUGCCUUCAUCUCUCAAGUGCUGGGAUUCUGUGUGUGAGCCAUCACACAUGUCCAAAUGCUGGGAAAAGGCUUUUCUGUUUUCAAAAAGGAGAAAUUACUUCGGGCAUAAAACGUCAACUUGCUGGGAUGAUUGGAAGGUCUUGCCUACGCAAAAGGUCAAAUCGUGGAGGAUGUUACAUGUUCUGUGGACCUUCUGGAUCUUGGUGGCCAUGACAGAUCUCUCCAGGAAGGGAUGUUCUGCUCAGGCAUCUCUGUCAUGUGAUGCUGCUGGUGUGUGUGAUGGCCGCUCUAGGUCUUUCACCUCCAUCCCCUCAGGACUCACAGCAGCCAUGAAGAGCCUUGACCUGUCUAACAACAAGAUCACCUCCAUUGGCCAUGGUGACCUUCGGGGGUGUGUGAACCUCCGGGCCCUGAUAUUGCAGUCCAGUGGGAUCAACACCAUAGAGGAAGAUGCCUUUUCUUCCCUGAGCAAGCUUGAAUAUUUGGACCUGUCUGAUAAUCACUUAUCCAACCUAUCUUCCUCCUGGUUCAGGCCUCUUUCCUCUUUGAAAUACCUAAACUUGCUGGGAAAUCCUUAUAGGAUACUGGGGGAAACACCACUGUUUCUCAACCUCACACAUUUACAGACCCUUAGGGUAGGAAAUGUUGCCACCUUCAGUGGGAUCAGGAGAACAGAUUUUGCUGGACUGACUUCUCUUGAUGAACUUGAAAUCAAAGCGCUAAGUCUCCAGAAUUAUGAGCCCGGAAGUCUGCAGUCCAUUCAAAGCAUCCAUCACUUAACCUUUCACCUAAGUCAGUCUGAUUUCCUGCUGGGGGUUUUUGAAGAUACUCUGAGUUCUGUGGGAUAUUUAGAACUGAGAGAUGCUAACUUGGACAGCUUCUACUUUUCAGAACUGUCCACGGAUGAAAUGAAUUCACCGAUGAAAAAGCUGGCAUUCCAAAAUGCAGAUCUCACUGACGAAAGUUUUAAUGAACUUCUGAAGCUGUUGCGUUACACUCCAGAACUGUUGGAGGUAGAAUUUGAUGACUGCACCCUCAAUGGAGUGGGCGAUUUUCAGCCCUCAGAGUCAGACGUAGUGAGAGAGCUAGGCAAAGUAGAAACGCUAAUAAUACGGAGGCUGCACAUCCCCAGAUUCUACUCAUUUUAUGAUCUGAGUACUGUAUAUACCCUCCUGGAGAAAGUUAAGAGAAUCACAGUCGAGAACAGCAAGGUUUUUCUGGUCCCUUGUCUGUUCUCACAGCAUUUAAAAUCAUUGGAAUUCUUGGACCUCAGCGAAAAUUUGAUGGUUGAAGAAUAUUUGAAGAACGCAGCCUGUGAGGGCAGCUGGCCUUCCCUGCAAACUUUAAUUUUGAGGCAGAACCGUUUGAAAUCAAUAGAAAGAACUGGAAAGAUUUUACUGACUCUGAAAAACCUGACUGCCCUUGAUAUCAGCCGGAACAGCUUUCAGUCUAUGCCUGACUCUUGCCAGUGGCCAGGAAAGAUGCGUUUCCUGAACUUGUCCAGUACAGGGAUACAGGCAGUAAAAAUGUGCAUCCCUCAGACUCUGGAGGUGUUGGAUGUUAGUAACAACAAUCUCAUUUCGUUUUCUUUGUUUUUGCCUCUGCUCCGAGAGCUCUAUAUUUCCAGGAACAAGCUCCACACUCCCGAUGCCUCCUUGUUCCCUGUGUUACUGGUCAUGAAGAUCAGAGAGAAUGCCAUAAGUACUUUCUCUAAAGACCAACUUAGUUCUUUUCCCAAACUGGUGAGUCUGGAAGCAGGUGGCAACCACUUCAUCUGCUCCUGUGAACUCUUGUCCUUCACCUUGGAGCACCCAGCACUGGUCCAGGUCCUGGCCGGCUGGCCAGACAGUUACCUGUGUGACUCUCCCUCCCGCCUGCGUGGCCAGAGGGUCCAGGAUGCCCGGCCCUCAGUCUUGGAGUGCCACCAGACUCUACUAGUGUCUGGUGUCUGCUGUGCCCUUGUACUGUUGAUCCUGCUCAUAGGUGGCCUGUGCCACCAUUUCCAUGGGCUAUGGUACCUGCGGAUGAUGUGGGCGUGGCUGCAGGCCAAGAGGAAGCCCAAGAAAGCUCCUUGCAGGGACAUUUGCUAUGAUGCCUUUGUUUCCUACAGCGAGCAGGAUUCCUACUGGGUGGAGAACCUCAUGGUCCAGCAGUUGGAGAAUUCGGAACCUCCCUUCAAGCUAUGUCUCCACAAGCGGGACUUUGUUCCUGGCAAGUGGAUCAUUGACAACAUCAUCGACUCUAUUGAGAAGAGCCACAAAACCCUGUUUGUGCUUUCUGAGAACUUUGUGCGGAGCGAGUGGUGCAAGUAUGAGCUGGACUUCUCCCACUUCAGGCUCUUUGAUGAGAACAACGACGCCGGCAUCCUGGUUUUGCUGGAGCCCAUUGAGAAGAAAGCCAUCCCCCAGCGCUUCUGCAAGCUUCGCAAGAUAAUGAACACCAAGACCUACCUGGAAUGGCCCUUGGAUGAAGGCCAGCAGGAAGUGUUUUGGGUAAAUCUGAGAACUGCUAUAAAGUCCUAGGUUCUCCACCCAGUUCCUGUCAUGUGCUAUGACAUGAACUGUAACAAAGUUUAUUCUGACUUAAUUAUUUAAGUGCCAUAGAAUUGUACCCUUGAAGAUUUAAGUAUAACUAAUAAUUGUGAGCUUUAUCGUGAAUGCUGUUAUAAAAAUAUUUUAUAUUAGAAGAAUGGUAUCUUGUUUUUCUUUAUUUCACAGAUAGCCAAGAUCUCUCUCCAGUAUUGAUAUUUGAAUAACAUGUUCCCUUAGCAUGGCUGGAAAUGGCAUACAUAGACUGGAGAUUUAAUACUUGUACCGAGUCAGUGUGCUUGCUGAACAGAAACACAUGAGUUGGCUAUAGAGUAUCUACUUACCUGCCAUCUCUCUGUGUAACAUCUCAAGGGCAAGGAUUCACAAAAUCUGGGGCAUUCAGGCAAAUUUGUUGCUAGUAUUAGAGAGAGGGUUAUCUCCCCCUCAUCAGAUCUCUCAGUAUAAAUGGCACAGGCAGCAUUUUCAUGUAAGCUGGGUUUGUUUUGCUGAGAUCUGAUAGGUUUACUUUAGAUAUAAUUCUUUGAAAUAAUGUAUGUAACACAAGAUAUAGUAAAUCUUGUUUUGCCAUGAGAACAGAACUAGUGAGUAUAAAUAAAAUGUUGAUUUGGAAGGAUCUGAA